CUCUGCUUCAAAUCUCAAGCCUUAAUUAAAACAUUCAUCACACAUGCUAAUCAGAAUAUAAAAAUAUGUUAAAGGGUAGCUGGCACCUCCCAGCUCGGCGCACAACGGGCGCGCCUCAACACUAUUGUCAAAUCAAAAUUCUGAAACGAGACACUGCUUCUACCGUCGACAAGAACCAUUCUGAUGACAAGAUCACACGAGUCCAUGAGUACUCCGACUCUCUGAGUCACCUCCACUCGAGAAGCUCCUUUAAUCCAUGGGCUCAGUCACCUGGCCGAGAACAAUGGCUAGUUUACUCAGCCCCUCCGCCACGUACCUCAACCGCCCGCCACCUCCUCUCCACACGUGUCCCGGCGCGAGCGAACCUCGCGCGUACUUAACCACUCGCCAUGACCGCUUCCUCCUCACCACGCUCGGGAAUUCACCAGACGCGCGAGAGAAGAGAACAAAGAACCUCCGAUCGAAGCAGUAAUCGAGAGCCGAGGCAGGAUCCAUAACCCGUCAUCCAUGGAGACCGCCACCGCCAACCAGGACCAAGGCCUCACCCGCCGCGCCGUCGGGGACGUGGACGCCGCGCCGGCGCGGAUGCCUGCCUCCGGCGCUCGCGCCACCAGCCGGGACCCGAAGAGGAAGCUGGGCCGCGCUAAGCGGGGCCUCCGGUCGCUCGCGGCCGCCGUGACGGUCUCGGCCGCGCUCACCGCGGCCGCCUUCUACGCCUCCGGCGCCGGCUCGUCGUCGGGGACGGCCAAGGCGCCGUCGGCCGCGAUGGUGGCGAUCGCGCGGGCAGGGUCCGUGGCCGCGGAGGCCGUGAUGGCGUUGGCGGCGUGGAUGGUGUGGGCGGAGGGCGGGCUCCACCGGCGGCCCGGCGCCACGCUGGCGCCGUUCGCGGCGCAGCUCCUGGCGGCCGCUGCGUGGCCGGCGCUGGCGCUCAGGCUCGGGGCCGGGUGGGCCGGGAUGGCGUGCUGCGCCGCCAUGGCCGCCGGCGCCGGCGCGUGCGUCCGCGGGUUCGGCGGCGUGAACCCCGUCGCCGGCGACCUCGCCAAGCCGUGCGUCGCCUGGGCCGUGCUCCUCGCCGUGAUGAACUACAAGAUGCUGUAGAAGGGAUAGACGGGCACAGAUGCUUUGCGAGAGUUGUCUUGUGGUGUGACACGUUGGGUGGCGAGUUUGUGUAUGUACACAGUACACGCGUGCGUAGUUUCUUGUAUCUGAUCGCAAAUACUUCUACCUUUUUUGUGUGUAUUCCUCUUGUUUAAU
Molecule: messenger RNA, 1254 nt
Organism: Hordeum vulgare subsp. vulgare (domesticated barley)
Lineage: Eukaryota; Viridiplantae; Streptophyta; Magnoliopsida; Poales; Poaceae
Product: translocator protein homolog
Exons: 1
Coding region: 508-1098 (196 amino acids)
Cellular component (GO): membrane
Source: RefSeq, a predicted model, not a curated record